GACCGUGUUAGAGGCGUGCAAGGAACAAGAAACUACAAUCCCCAUAAUGCAAUGGUGUGCAACCACUAACCUUUAAAAGGCUGAUCUUAGAUAAAAACUAAUCUCUAGCAUGCUGGAGCAGGAAGUGAGUGGAACGUGAUUGGGUGGGAUAGAUGCAAGAAAGCAAAGAGUAUGAAACUGAAUCUGUACGGAGAAGAAAUCAUGAAAACUGGCUGGUAUGUGUGACUACACAUUACACAGGAAGGUGAGAGGAGGGGGUCACUGAUGCCCAUUUUGCUGUGUAAUAGCGACAUUUCGAUUACUAGCCUAAUCCUACAAAUCCGUGAUGAUUACCCUCAUGUAAUGUGUGACCUACAUUUCUUAUGAUGCUUUGCCAGCCUACAGGCUGGGCAUGAUGGGAAUUGCUGUAGGCAUAUAGGGUACCAAAACAACCUACAAAUUACUGAACCCUGCAAGAGUGUUUAAUCAUUUUGUUUUUGCACUUAAACAUGCUGCAAUGCUGAUUGCAACAUUUUGUAGAAUUUUAAGUUUGAAGAUAAAUAAUACAUAGGCAUCUAUGCAAUUUAGUACUAUCUAGGUAAUGUGCCGUAAAUAUAAUGUUAUUACUAAUGUUAUUUAUAGAAGUUAAAAGAAAGCAAAGCCUAACAUCUUACAAAAGCACUUGUGAUCCAGUUGAUAUAAAUAUAAUAAUAUUUUAAGGAGGGUGACAUCUUUUAUUGUAGUGGUUAUGGUGCAAAGAGUCUUUGAGUGCAGUCCCAACUAUUUUUGUCAAACCAUUUUGAGUGAUCUGACAAAAAAGGGGUUCCUCCAGCAUACAAGGUCAUCAUCCAAUCUACUGUCACAAAAUAAUUAUGAGGUUAACUUUUUUGUUAUCCAUCUAAAGGUGAAUAGGAAUGUAAUACUCUGGGGUGCCUAGCUCUUUUAGACUAUCACUGAUUUAAAAAUGUGUACUGCAAAUCCGUAAGUAAUGUUGCUAAUUAUUUUGGAGGUGGCAGAGAGGGUCGUAUUUAAUGAGCCCCAUUUUUUUAUAUCAUUGUAUCAAAAAAAUUUCACAAAGACUCCUUGCACCGAACCCACUUAAAUACCCGUUAUGGUGCUUAGAGUAUCCCUUUAAGUCCUGGACACAAGGAAACCUGUUUGACAAGUACUGUAUUUUUUGGCGUGGGGGGGGAGUAAAAAGAAUGGAGGGGGGGGGGGGGAGUAAAAAGAAUGGAGGGAGUAAAAAGAAUGGAGGGGGGAUUAAAAAAAUAAUGGAGGGAUUAAAAAGAAUGGAGGAGGGAGUAAAAAGAAUGGGGGGGAUUAAAAAGAAUGGAGGGGGGGAUUAAAAAAGAAUGGAGGGGGGGGGAGUAAAAAGAAUAUAUCGCAAUUAGCCUCCUGUGUGCUAGACCAGCAGGCAUGGAUUAUAUGCCCAAACAGCCUGGCACAUACCUGGGCUUUAAAUGCUAUUUCAGAUUAUCAUUAUUUAAUGUCUUGCUAUGUAGCUCUGUCUGCUCACUGUACAUCAUGGCUAAUUUUUAUUUGGUGUUCAUUGGAAGAGGGGUAGUCUUAUACAGCGAGUAUAUCCCAAACUCUAUAUUUUAACUGGAAAAGUUGGGGGUCGUCUUAUACGCCCAGUCGUCUUAUACGCCGGAAAAUACGGUAAUUAACAUUCAUCUACAUGAGCUUAUUUACUAAAGAGAGAUAUGUACUGAAAGAAAAAAAAAAAAACAUCACCUUUAAACCUUUAAGGACACAUGACAUGUGUGACAUGUCAUUAUUAUUAUUAUUAUUAUUGCCAUUUAUAUAGCGCCAACGGAUUCCGUAGCGCUUUACAAUAUUUUGAGAGGGGGGGGGUCAUGAUUCCCUUUUAUUCCAGAAGUUUGGUCCUUAAGGGGUUAAACUAGUUAGCCAUAAAUCGCUGAGGUGGAGAAUAAUUACUAUACUUUAAGGUUUGCCAAUUUGGCCAUAUUUAAAAUUUUUCACUUUAAAAUUCAGCACAGCUCACUAUCUCGUAAUUAGAUCCAAUAAUAUAGGGAGGAGGACUGCAGGCAGCCAGCAUUGUGUAAGUCUCCGCCUUUGGUUUGCAGGGUGACCAUGCCAUGAGGGUAUUGAAAUCUCUCUAGCUGCUCAGUCCCAUAUGCAGCAGAUGGCUUCAGAUGUGCACAAAAUGUCAGAGCUGGAAGGUGGAGUUGCAAGUUCUUCCACGUUGACCAAUGAAAUCAAUGAUAUCCAACGUUCUGAGAGUCCGGCCCCUGCACUGGCUCAAGGCACAGAACCAGGUAAGCGCGAAUGAAUGCUCUGCUUUGAUGCUACAGUCUAUUGAACAAAACGCUGAAAAUCAUCUAUACUUUUUUUAUUGUAUUUUAAAAAUGUAAUCUCAAUUCAGUUCAGGCACAGCUAGAACUCAAUAUGCAAAUAAGUAGAGAAAAAGAAACGGUUUUGAAUUCUCCUUUCUCUAUGUUAAGUGACUGGUGCAAGGGGCAGGGCUUAUAUCAAAGAUUGAACUGAAAGCCAAGAUGGAGGCACCUAGUUCCAGGAGAUAGGGGACAUAGGGCAGCAUGGAUUCUACUUUGAACUUUACGUUUCAGAUCUUACAAACAUAUAUUUGUUAAAUAUAGAGUAAUAAGUAAAAACAAUCUUACCAAUCCUGGGAAUUUGCAGUUAUCCUUUAAUUGAAUAGAUUUAACAGAUUGUGUAGCGUUUUACAAUAAUAUGAGGGGGGAUUUAACUAUAAAUAGGACAGUUACAGGAAAACUUACAGGAACAAUAGGUUGAAGAGGACCCUGCUCAAACGAGCUUACAUUCUAUAGCUAUGUGUCCUUCUAAUCUCUUGGCUUCCCUUUUUUAUUCGUCUUUCUUUUUUAUACCCAUUGUAUUUCCUUAUAACUUGCUUUCCUUUGUUGUGGACUUGCUGCAGUAGUCCUUAACCUAAUAUCAGGUCUCUGUUGGUUGAAACAGACAUAUGAUAGUCCCCUGACCAAAAUAAAUAAUUUACUGUAUUGACAAUGCCUUCCCUGUCCACCGGAAAAAAACACUGCUUUAUGCCUAAAGGGUACCUAUUCUGACAAAUCCAACUUAAUCUUAAAUAAUAGAGAAUCAAAUUACACCUAUACAUUGGGCUUGCAAAAUUGCUAGCAAAUGUUAGGAUAAAAAAACAAACAACCCAACCCCAUUCCUUAUAGCAAGUCCAGUCUGUGCUGAUCGGCUCAGAGAUUAGAAAGUUGUGCUUUUUUCUCAAGGAAACCCCCCACUGGGCAUCCCUCCUGCUUGAAUUCAUCCUAAGGGCAAGUAGGGGGAGGGGCAGUCUCUGUGACACCAUCACCAUCACAGAGAGAAUCCACCAGAAAGACUUAUUGCAGUAGCUUUGGACAAUCUGGGAAUGGAGAGUGAGAAUAGAUUAAUUUUACUUGCACAAAGCCAACAUAAAGUGGGAAUAAAUCUGUGUAUUGAUUCAGUGCUAUGGGAAAGUUUGAAUGUGCGCAACUGAUUGCUUACAUGCGCAUUAGGUCACCAAUGCUUCUUUUUGAGGAGCUUUGGAUUGGACCAUGCAGGAGGAAACCAUUCCUCAGAGAGAUGAACAGCACCAAGAGAGCCUUGGCGCUUUAAGAAAGUAAGAACUUGUUUUAUUUUUUUUCUUGUUUUAAUGGCAAGUUGGGGAAUCCUCAGGCAUCAUCCCUUGAUUGAGUGUUAAACUGUUGUCAAACAUUUUAACAAUAAAUGAAAGUCCUAAUGCUAACUUGGCCCCUGCUGGACGUAUGGCUAAAGGGGAGCUUACACUCCAGUCACUGGAACUGAAAACUAAUGUGUCCGCAUUAGCCCAAGCAGCACAACGGGGAAGGUUGGGCUUCAGGCUGGCAAGGGACCCAUAUGCAGUGAUGAUAAACUGUUUAAACAAUGUUUAACACUGUACAGGGGGAAAAUUCCAGUGGUUUCCAUGCAUUAUAAACACGUCAAUUAUAUUAAGUAGAUUUAGUGCCUAGAGUAUCCAUUCAAGGUCUGUAACUUUUGCCAUACUACAUCAUUUGUCAUAAGGAGGUUUGUAGACCACAUUCAAAAGAGUACUGGAGUUUUUAGAUUCUUUGCAAGUCAGACUGCCUUACCUUUUGUCUUCCUGAUUGUUUCAGAAUCACUCAUUCUAUUUUGUCUGUCUUCUCUUCCACUGCAUUGAUCUUGCUUCACUCCAUCCAUUUGAAUCCUCAGGAGCUGGCCUGGAUGAAGCCAUGUUUGUGCAUGCAAGAUCUUAUGAAGAUCUCACAGGAGAAGAGGAGAACUCCUUGCCAGAAAGCCCUGGCGUCGAGGAUGAGGUGGAGCCCAGUAACAUGGAACAGAUCAGCCAGGACUUUACCAAGCUCAGCACCCAACUAAGUGUAAGCUCCUUGCAGGAUGAUGAGCAAACCAAAGACGAGUCUCCAGAUCAGGGGCCAAGGGACAUUUCACAUUCUGUAAGUGGAGAGGAGGAUGGAGAUGGGGCUUUCAAUGACAUUGAUGCCUGGUUCCAGCACCAGAAACAUGUGUUUGUCAUAAGUGAGGCUGGGAAACCUGUGUAUUCACGUUAUCGAUCAGAGGAAGUCCUUUCCAGCACAGCAGGGGUGAUGAUGGCACUUGUGUCCUUCCUGGAGACGGAGAAGAACGCCAUCCGUUCCAUUCAUGCAGGUGAGUAAGGAUAAUGCUUCUUAAUUGUACGGUUCAAAAAAGGAGGUGCUGAACACAUAUAUUUAAUAAAUGGUAGAAAGAUUACAUAUCCAUGUUUUUAAAGGACCACUAUAGGCACCCAGACCACUUCAGCUUAAUGCGGUGGUUUGGGUGACUGGUGCAGCUAGGUUUAACCCUUUUUUCUAUAAAUGAAACUGCUAUGUUUAUAAAUGGGUUAAUCCAGCCCUAGUGGCUGUCUCAUUGACAGCCGCUAGAGAGCUUCCGCGCUUCUCACUGUGAUUUUCACAGUGAGAAGACGCCAGCGUCCAUAGGAGAGCAUUGUGAAUGCUUUCCUAUGGACUGGCUGAAUGCGCGCUCGGCUCCUGCCGCGCAUGCGCAUUCAGCCUAAGAGGAGGAGGAGGAGAGCUCCCCGCCCGGCGCUGGAGAAAGAGGUAAGUUUAACCCCCUCCUCCCCCCUGAGCCCGGCGGGAGGAGGACCCUGAGGGUGGGGGCACCCUCAGGGCAUUAUAGUGCGAGGAAACGGAUAUGUUUUCCUGGCACUAUAGUGGUCCUUUAACUGUUACCGAAAAAAAACAUGUAAAGGCCGGUAUUUAUUUAACUUCAUUCGUUUCUGCAAGCUUUCACUUGGAUAUUAAAAUUGGAUUUAGUUGUAGAUGUUGUUUGUUGUUUGUGACGGAAGCUCCCGUGCCACGGCAUUUUGGAGAGGCUUGAAAACCAGCCUCCUGCCAAAAGAUUGUGUGCCUUAUUCCAAUAGUUAUUGGUGCUAUUGUCAUUGUGGGGAGAUGUAUGUGGGCCCCAGACGCUAGGUUUUAGGACUUCUGGGAAUUGCCUGUACUCUUUUUACAACUUGAGUGCUUGACCGGGAGAUACUCUGAAACUGUUCCACGGAUCGGGACUGUACCAUGGUCCGGUCAAUUUAAGAAGGUAUUGUUCAAUUAAGGGCUUGAAAGAGCUCCCCUCCCCUGAGGUCCAGAUAUGGUAACUUUUAAUACGCUGCAAAUUUUUCAAUCACUGCACUUUUUUGACAAAGAGGGCACUCGGUGAUAAGCUGACAAGGACGAUAUAUUGUGUGGGGGUUCGGUAAAGGGAAAGGGGCUCUGGCAGACAUCUUGUGUGCUGUGCCUCGAGGACUAUGAGUGCACCGCAGGGAGAUGAUUCUGUUCGCUGGGGAUAAUGUGAUUUAAGUUUCUCAGAGUGGUGCUGGUGAGAGAUAACUGCACUGUAAAUUCUACUGUAUGAAAGCUCCCUGCAUGGAGGGUCAACAUUGUUCUAUGUAAAUAGCUGUGUAAUAAAAAAAAAUAAUUUUACUGCCUACAUUCACACUCGUCUAAUUUGUAAGGAAAAGCUGCAGUAAAGCUAUAAUCACUGCUCUACAUGUGAGAGGGUCUGCAGAGCUAUAUUCACUGCAAUAGUCUGGUUUAGUGGAAGAAGUCCUCGGAGACCCUAGUCAAGCUACAGGACUGGAUCUGAAGUGCUCCAGGGAUCCUGGUAGCAGAGCAAAAACUGACCUAGCGGGGUACUUUAGUCAGUGUGCAGGAGCUUCAUCACAUUGUUGUUUUGCCUUUAAAUUAUUUUUUUCUUUAAAUCCAAAGUAUGUUUACAGUGUUUGUACUAUCAAAAAAACAAAAAACACAAUAACUUAAAUUUAAAGGACCACUAUAGGCACCCAGACCACUUCAGCUUAAUGAAGUGGUCUGGGUGCCAGGUCCAGCUAGGGUUAACCCUUUUUUCUAUAAACAUAGCAGUUUCAGAGAAACUGCUAUGUUUAUAUUAGGGUUAAUCCAGCCUCUAGUGGCUGUCUCAUUGACAGCCGCUAGAGGCGCUUGCGUGCUUCUCACUGUGAUUUUUUUGAGAAUGCUUUCCUAUGAGACUGUCUGAAUGCGUGCGCGGCUCUUGCCGCGCAUUCAGCCGAGGAGGAGAGCUCCCCGCCUGGCGCUGGAUAAAGAGGUAAGUUUAACCCCUUCCUCACCCUAGAGCCCGGUGGGCGGGGGGCCCUGAGGGUGGGGGCACCCUCAGGGCACUAUCGUGCCAGGAAAAAGAGUAUGUUUUCCAGGCACUAUAGUGGUCCUUUAAAGUCAGUCCUAGUGUCUAAUAUCAGUAAUGAAUGCAGCCUUGGAAACACAUUUGCUUUACUUAGGCAGAUCACACUUUUUAGGUACAAAUAAGCUUUUAUGAGUUUGGCUCAAAACUUAUUCUGACAUUUUAGUGUGGUCUAACAUGCUCUUUAUUUCUUUGUUUCUUUCUGCAGAUGGAUAUAAGGUGGUGUUUGUCCGUCGUUCUCCUCUAGUACUGGUCUCUGUGUAUCAUACUCUUCAGUCAGAACUGGAGAUUGCUCAAGAGUUACUGUAUGUCUACUACCAAAUACUUAGUCUACUAACAGGAACUCAGCUCCACCAUCUCUUCCAGCAGCGACCCAGCUAUGACUUGCGACGUUUACUUGCCGGCUCUGAAAGAAUUACAGACAGCCUGCUGGAUCUGAUGGAUAUUGACCCCAGCUUUUUACUGGGAGCUGUUCGAUGUCUGCCCCUUGCUCUUGCAGUCAGAGGUUAUAUAAGCUUUUUUCUUCUUCAGGCCAAAGCCAAGAGCCUGGUCUUUUCAAUUCUUAUGUCGAGGAACCAGCUGAUCAGUCUGGUCAGAAAAAAGGACCAAUAUCUGCACCCACUUGACGUGCAUUUGCUCUUCAACCUGGUCACGUGCUCCAGUUCCUUUAAGGAAGGUGAAGCAUGGACACCAGUUUGCCUUCCCAAAUUCAACCCAUCUGGCUUCUUCCAUGCUCACAUUUCCUACAUUAGCCAAGACCCUGAGCUCUGUCUGCUGCUUAUUUCCACUGACCGAGAAGACUUCUUUACUGCAUCUGACUGCAAACGAAAAAUUGUGGAGAGUCUAGAGAAACAUGCAUGUUGGCCCCUAUUGAAAGAAGCUCUGAAAAAUCCCUUCUAUGAUGUUGCCAGUAUUGGGGUCCCAGAACUAAGGCAUUUUCUCUAUAAAUCUAAGAGUUCAGCUUUCUUCACCAGGUAAGUGGGUGUAUUAGCAUAGUUAGAAUAUCAAGUAACAGUUCCAGAGAAAUGGAUAAGGAAGUCAAUGCUAUAACCGUAAGUCCAAAUAAAGUAUAUUAAAGGCUUCUUUGUAGGCCCCUCUAAAGUUUUGACACAUUUCUGUAAAAUAUCCUAAAUGUUUGAAUAUAUUACAUAAUUUUAUAGGCUGAAAAAGACUUUCAUCCAUCAAUUUCAACCUUUCUCCCAUCUGUAUCUGCUGUUAAUCCAAAAAUAGCCCUUUCGAAUUUUACAGCAAACUAGACAAAAAAAAAAUAAUUUAAGUCCAGAAUGGCAGUCAGAUUUCUUCUUCGAUCAAGAAGCUUAUUUCACUUGUUCAGCCGAAAAAGUUACCAUUAAUAACAACUCUCUGUUCUUUCUUUAAAAAAAAAACACUAUACAUCCAGACCAAUUCAUCUCAAUAAAAUGGUCUGGGUGCUAUGUGUCCCCCAUUUUAACCCUGCAAUUGAAGACCUUCCCCUUCUGCAGGAUCGGCAUGGUUUCUUUGCAGGGUUAAUCUACCUCUAGUGGCUGUCAUACUGACUAUCUCUAUGAUCGAUCUCGAUGAUCUCAACUAAAGAGAUGGAGCGGCAUGUAGCAGACCAGCGAUGCGAAAAGGUAAAUAAUCACCUCUCUUAACCCAGCAGAGCUGGCCUCAUUACCUAAACUGUAACUAGGGCACUCUAGCAUUUGGAAUAAAUAUUUCUAUACUCAACUCUAAAGUGUUCCUUUAAGCCAAUGUUCUACCUAAGAACAGGAAUUUUAAUCUAGAACAAUUUCUUUAAGUCUGAAUACAAACCUAUUGUGUGGAACCAUAUUAAAUAAAAUCCAAGUGGUUAACCGCCACUGCUACAUACUGAUUUAUACUUCUUACUACUUUUUAGAAGAGUUAGUUUGACUUUAGUUUAAUAAAACCAUGCUGAUUUUUGAUCAUGUUGUUGUUGUUCCUAAUGAAUUUCUGAAAAUUAGUCGUUAAUAACUUUUCGAAUAUUUUCCCAGUCACAGAAGUUAAGCUCACAGGUCUAUCAAAUAUUUUGAACCCCUUUUGAAUAUAGGAACCUCAUCUACCUUCCUCUAAUCCUCUGGUACAGUUCCUGAAAGAAAAGAAUCUUGAAAGAUUAAAACGAUUCACUUUUUUCCACACGUAGCUCCUUAAGUACCUGUGGGCGGUGGCGUACCUACCACGGUUGCAGCUGCAACCAUGGGCCACCACAACUUCAGGGCCGGUGCAUGGCCGCACCAGCCUGGGGCCCGCGGUUGCUGGGUGACCGGCAGGAGGGGAGUGCUGUGCUGCUCACCUCGUGCCAAACUCUGGCUGUAGCGUGGUCGAGUGGAUCGUGGUCUCACAGGAAGUGCUUACUGAGAUAGCACAUCCUGUCAGACAGGGUACCACUCUGCCAUGUUACACAGAGUCAGAAGGUACAGGAGGUGUGAGAGGGAAUGAGACAAAUGGAGGGAUCGGGGGGGGGGAGGGGGAUGGAGACACAUGUUGGGAUCGGGGGGAAUGAGACACAUGGGUGGGGGAUGAGACACAUAGAGGGCUUAGGCGGGAGAGGGAAUGAGACACAUGUGGGAGGUGUCUGGGGGGGAAUGAGACACAUGGGUGGGGGAUGAGACACAAAGAGGGCUCAGGCGGGAGAGGGAAUGAGACACAUGGAGAGACUGCCGGGGAGAGGGAAUGAGACAAAUGGCGAGGCUGCCGGGGAGAGGGAAUGAGACACAUGGCGAGGCUGCCGGGGAGAGGGAAUGAGACACAUGGAGAGGCUGCCGAGGAGAGGGAAUGAGACACAUGGAGAGGCUGCCGAGGAGAGGGAAUGAGACACAUGGAGAGGCUGCCGAGGAGAGGGAAUGAGACACAUGGAGAGGCUGCCGAGGAGAGGGAAUGAGACACAUGGAGAGGCUGCCGAGGAGAGGGAAUGAGACACAUGGAGAGGCUGCGGUUGUGGGGUGGAUGAAACACAUGGGGGGGGAGGGGGAGGCAACUUUUUCACUGUGGCCCUAUGUUUUCUAGUUUCUCCUCUGCCUGUGGGUAAAUACCAUCUGGCCCUAAAGCAUUUUCUUUCUUUAGAUGCUGCAGCACUGUGAGUCAUCCUUUCUGUACAUAUUUUUUUUUUUUUUUGCAGCAAUGAGUUGCAGAUCUCUUGCAUUGGGUUCCUCCACAUUUUUGCUAUUUUCUUUUUUUCUAUCCAUCCUAAGCAAUGUGUAACUGUCCAGUCAUGUGUUUGAUUCCACCAUGUUUCCAUUGUUGUCAUUUUGCUUAGUGUAUGCUAUUGCCUCUAGUUUCCCCAUUUUAUAGAGGCUUCUUGCAAGCAUCCAUUUAAUUGUCAUAACCCACUUGUACUGUAUAUAUAACCCUUUACUAUAUCCCUUCUCUGUUCUAAACUUUCUGUUACUGCACCAUUUCCUCCUGCCUUCCCCCUGAGUUAAAGCCCAUCUCCUUUCUGUUCUAUCUUCAUUUUGUAGACUUUUGUGUCCCUCCCCAUCACUUGUUUAAAAGCUCCUCCCAACCUUCUAGCCAUACAGUCCCCUAGCACAGAAUAUUCUCUUGCGAUUUGAUGCAAGCCAUCAUGGCAUGGCACAUUCUUUAGAAAACUCUCCAUUUUCGUCUGACGUUGACUUUUUUUUUUUUUUUGACAUUCUUUAUUUUUGUUUUUCAUUAUUAAAUCACAGCAUGUAUAUUCCAUACAAUUUAACAGGUGAUGACGAAUAAACAGGUCAGUUAUGAGUAUAACAGCAUCAAGAUGGUUUCAACAACUGGUUGAUAGGUUGUGUUUGAGUUUUUAGCGUCAAUAAAACAAUAACCAAUCUGAUGUGUUGUGAUAUGUCAUUGGCCCUGUAUGGGGUUAGUCCCCUGUGUGUUUGGGUGUGUAUGGGGUUUGCGGUUAGUCCGCAAGAUUCAUGCGUGGAAGUGUGUCUCCGUCGUGCUGGGGAUGUAAUCUACUCGUCUGGUACUUGCUAUGUCUGUGCAAUGAUCUGUCGGGGGGGUUGUAUUGGUGCGGGGGCGCCGUCCAUCUCCACCGGGCCUCCUCCUCCCGUCCUUUUUGAUGUGUAGUCCAUCCAUGGGUACCACAUCACGGCGCAUUUUUCCUGGCGUCCCUGCAGGGAGGCUGUCAUCAUCUUCAUGUUAUAUAUCAUCUCCACCCUAUCUACCCAUUGUUGUAGGGUUGGAAUCGUCGAGCUUUUCCAGAGGAGUGGGAUGAGCUGACGUUGACAUUUGUACCACUAUAGACCAUAACAGCCAGGUCAUCCCCAGCCCCUCACAAAAAUCCAUCCACUUUAUCAGCAACAUGUUGGACCCAGGCACCAUAAGUAAACUAUCCGGUUCUGGAGAUCAAAGCGGAAUAUUACUCUGUCCACUACCACCACAAUCUGCUUAGCCUUUCUUAUAUUAUUGAUCACGCAUACUAGUAAGGCUGUUCCCCAGGCUGUUAGAAUAAGGAGCUUCUCCAGUACAGCUAUUGCUCCUGGUCUGAAGCUCCCAACAUCUAUAGCCAAAUGGGCAAAUCUACUAGGUUUCAGAAAAUCAUGACUAGCCAAACCUUUCCGUAUACCUCCCCACCCCCUUGCAACCACAUGUAGCUGUUUUGAAAAUUGAAAGGGAUGGCAACUUCUGGAGUUCCAUUGGUUUGUUCCAUCCUCCUCCUCUUUGCCACUUAGAUGGCCAAAGAGAGUCUUAACAACUUAAGCUGCUAGCUCUGAUAUAGUGAUGUAGAGCAAGACUCCAUAGGGAACCAAAUAAAAACAACUAAAAAACUACAAACAAGAAAACCACCACUGUAUAGUGCACGAAAACUUGCAUGCAUUUGAUUAUGCAUUUUGAUUCAUUGAGGAUAUAUCUACAAAAAACAAACAUUUGCAAGGCUGCAGGCAUGAGAACUACAGGUUUUGCAAGUCCUCCCCUCCUAACUCAGCCCAGACUUUCUUUGACUGUCCAAUCACAGUCUUCCCAAUGCAGCUCAAUGAGAAGUCUUCGAAAGACAGAUGAUCUGAGCAAUUGCUGCCUUUUGAAUUUAGCUCCACUGAGCUAACCAAAUCAGGAAGUAACAUAAUCUGUUGUCUGAUUGACAACCAGGGGGGUGUUAAAAAGUUAGUUUAUAAAAGUGCCAAUUUCUAUUGAAAGCUGCACUUUUUGUAAAAUGAAAAGAGGACCACUCUUCACACAUAGAGCACUUCACCAAGCUAAAUUGCUUAAGGUCUUUGGAGCGUCUCUUUACGAUUAAAAGGAUACUACAACCACACUCUGGGCACCAAUACAAUUUAAUAAGUUUUGAUCUCCUAUUCUAGCAGCAUUUCCUUCCACUUGUAAAAUCACCAAUAAUCUAUGGAUGGAACUGCUAUAAAAGACUUCCAUCUGAAACCACAACUUUACAUAUACAUUUGCUGCAAGAAACCAGUCAGACCACCAAACCCAGAACUGAUGCUUUUCAUUCUAAUAAACAGACUUUCUGAAAGAAAAAUGUAACCGUAUAUUGACAUGGGAUGCACAAACCAUUCUAAAAUACAGAGAAGUGUUUGUGUUUGGAAGCCUUGCAUUCUUAUGUUCCUAUAGAGCAGACUUUUGCAUAGCAGAUAUUGCAAGAGAACCUGGAUUUGCACAUGGCACAGAGUUUAGAUCAGAAGGCAAAAUUCAUAUACCAGCAAUUUGACAAAAGGAUGAUAAUAAUAUGGGGGAUUAACUCUGCUUGUAACUUUAAAAUAAAAUUAAUUUCACUUAUACAUUAUCCGUCCAAUUAUUUGUAGUGUGUGAACAUACGCUGAGUGUUAACCUCAUACAAUGAGCAUUUAGAUUGAUUCCGCUCUGCCCCAAAAAACGAUUCCAUUCUAAUAAAAGAUACAAGGGAGAUUCAGCUGCCCUGAAAUGGCUGCAUCAGAAAUUUUAACUAUUGCAAUAUUUCCACAGAGCUACUCAUUGCAUAGUGCAUGCUCAUAUAAACAUGAGGGCAAACAAAGUGAAAUUAUUUUUUGGAGAAAAGCUGAAUGGGCUUAAUGUACCAGGGAAAUCUCUGGGUUUUGGCAAGUAUGCUCCAGUGGUAAUUGUGCUUACAGUGUACCUUAAAGGACCACUUACGUCACCUAGCUCACUUAACAUCAAAUACAUGAUUUGGAUGCGGUGACCCUGUCAUGGCUUGGUUAUAAACUCCUCUAGUGACUGUCUCCUCCAGAAGUGAGUGAAAAUCGGGUUGACAUCAAAUGCUGCUGAUAGACGAUUUUUGAUUGUAGGUGUGCUGCAUUUGGCCAUGCAUACCUUGUUCCAAUCCAUUGCUUCCAAUCCAUGAAGUAGAGGAGAUCACAGGUGGAGGAUCCUUGAUACUGGAAACGAGUAUUUAAGUUAAACAAUCACAGCAGAUUCUUCUUGGGAUGGACGUGUGGACGUAACAUGCCGCGCACGUAAUGAGGAGGGGCUGAUGCCACGAGUCCCUAAGGAGCACACAGAGAGUGGUGAAAUUUCCCUUGCCCGGGCCAUCUAAAGCGAAACUACAUACCAGGGCUUCGGCGCAAUACUGGAAGCAAGGACUUAACAGACUUGCCGGUAUGCGAUUGUCCUGAUCCACGUUGGGCGGACGAUGAGCUGAAUGCUAAUCACUGGGAGAUAUAUUCACCCUUCUGGGAUAAGCUACCCAGAUAAGAUAUAUAUUUUUUUCUCUUUUUCUUUUUAUAAGCUUGGUAUUACCACACAAGUGGAUAAUAAGCAAUAUAAGAGAUACUUAUAUGACAUAAGAUAUCUUGUUAAAAACCUAAUUCCAUCUGAAUAACUUCUUCAUUAUAAACAGACUUUUUUUUUUUUUUUUUGGACACUGCAUAUUGGUAGGAGAGCAGAGCAAGAGUUAAAGGAAGGAAAGAAAGGAGGAGAAGAGGGAAAGGAGAGAAAAAGGGAAACAGAACAUCAAGACUGACGUCAUCUGCAAUCGGCUUGGUAUUACUACACAAGUUGAAUAGAAGGAAUAUAAGGGACACUUAUAUGAUCUAAGAUAAAAGAUAGCUCGUUAAAAAUAUAAUCCCAUGUGAAUAACUCCUUCAUUAUAAACUAAGGCCAUCCUUUUUUUUUUUUUUUUUUUUAAAUGGCUACCAAAAAAGCCGCUCUGGUCUCAAAUGUCUCAACAAAAAGCGAUAGGAGGGACCCAAAACAGGAUAAGAAUCUGGAUGGGUACUUCUCUCAGCAAACCAAAGAAAAGAGAGAAUCCUCAAAUUUUUCCACAUCUGUUUUGGAAUCUUCCAUUACAGAUAUAAAUAAAGAUGAUGAAGAAAUUACUAUUAAAACCUUUAAACUCAAGUCUUCAAGCCGUAUUAGAGGAAAUAAAGAAGGAAAUUUCCUCAAACUCUGCAGCAAUACGUGCUGAAAUUAGAAGUGAACUAAAUAGGUUAUCAGAUACAUUUCAGGCUAUGGAGGACAGACUAAUAAACACAGAUUUUCAGAUGGCAACUCUAAAUGAUGAAGUAAAAGCUAUGGCUGUAAAGAUUCAAAACCAAGAGAAUAAAAUAGAAGAACUAGAAGAUCGCUCACGAAGAAACAAUCUCAGAUUUCGCAAUUUUAUGGAAACUAACAAUCAAGACAAUUUGCAAGAAGUUUUAAAGGAAUAUUUCUUAGCCUUGGGCCUCCAGGUAAAUGGAUUUGAUGAAAAAAUAGUCAGAUGUCAUCGUAUUCAUAAGCCAGCAAAUCUGUCUUCUGAAAUUCCGAGAUACAUAAUUGCUUCCUUCUAUUCAUCGGAAUUUAAAGAGAAAGUACUAAGUGCUAGCAGAGAUAAAAUUAUUAACGAUGGCCUUUAUUCAAAGAUAAUUGCUCUGCCAGAUCUAUCUUUUGGUAAGGAUUUUUGCUCCAGAGAUAAGCAUCAUCAAGAGACACAACAUUUAAAUGGCUUUCCCCUACGAAGAUGGUCAUAUAUACAGAUGGUCAGGCAGAGACUUUUGACCACCCAGAUAAGUUAAAAACAUGAAUGAUGAAUAAAUCUCUCCACUGACUCUUUUAGUCAUUACAUUAUAUCGGAUGGCUUGGGAGUUUUUUUUUUUUUUGUUUUUUUUAUAUAUAUAUAAUGGAAAUCUUCUCGGAUACUUCAAUUUAGUAUUGUACACAGGUGAAAUAAGGCUGAAUGAUGUAUUAAUUAUUUUAUCACUAAAGCACUAUCUUAUUUUUUUGCUACAAUAUAUCACAGAUUAAUAGAGGUCCUAUUAGGAUUAAUAAUUAUUAUAUUUGAUGCUACAGUAAUCAUCACGAUAAGAAGUAGGAAUUUCUAGGCAAUUAAAUAUUAUAAAAGGGAGGGAGGAGAAGGGGAUAUAACUAACCACAGAUAAAUGUUUAAAUUGAUAAAAUGAUCUAACUCACAUUAGAAUAAAUUAUGUUUAAGGUUGAAGUAAUGAACGCGUACUCCACUUAAGGUUAUAGUAAUCAUUGGAUUGAUUUAGUAAAUUUUGUAGCAAUACAGCACUUUAUAUGAUAUAUCAUAUUUAAUUAAUAAUAUUAUUGUUAUGGUUUUUUUUUUCUCUCUUCUCUUCUCGGUAUAUGUAUAUAACAUGAGCUUAAAGGUGAUUUUGGGCAAUGGCCUCAGCCCCUCUUUCUGUGUUUUAACACAGGUAUUCCAAAUCUUCCAGUCUUAGCAAGGUUGUUGGAACCCAUGGCUUGUAGACCAUGGGGUCAUAUUGUGUUAAUUGUAGAUGGAAGUAAGGUGUUCCAUCUUUUGUUUGUCUUGUCCAAUGUAUUGGUUGUUUUUUUCUUGGACACUGCUUUUAUGUAUAUUUUAAAAGACCCUUACUAUUGAAUAGUAUAUUGGUAAAUAAGUUAAGGGCUGGAAUACAGGUAAUUUCUAGGUACAGUAUAAUUACUCCUUCUAAAAUUUAGAUGUUGAGAUUUAAGUCUAUCAAUGUACAGGGUUUGAAUACAAGGUGGAAGAAACAGAUACUAUGAGUCUGUGAUUUCCCAUAAAAUUCAGAUACUCUUUCUUCAAGAAACUCAUUGCAUUAAGUCAGCAACACAAAAAUGGGGUGGAGAAAAAUAUAAAUACAUUUAUCAGGCAUCUCUAGAUAAAGAUAAGAAACGUGGGGUAGCGAUUUGUAAUUGAUUAAUAUCUUAAACACGAUAUAAAAUUAAUAGAUUUGGAUCCUAGUGCUAGAUUCCUUAUUAUCAUAUGUUCUAAGAUAAACUAUUUACUUUAGUAAAUGUGUAUUUACUAAAUCUUAAUCCAACAACACUUCUGUCCAAAAUUCUUUCUAGAAUAGAGCACAUCAUUUCUGGUACCUUAAUUAUUAUGGGCGAUUUUAACUGUGUUUUCGACCCACAUAUUGAUAAAAAAUCUUGCCAUAAGCUGAAGUCUGAUGGGCAAGUCUGUAAGCAAGCUAAGACAUUGACAAACCUAGCUGCUCUUUACGGUCUAGAUGAUGCUUGGCGAAUGUUCCAUCCAGACACUGCUGAUUUCACACAUCUGUCUAAGGUCCACAAUUCCUAUUCCCGAAUAGACCUCUGUUUGGUUAAAGCCACUACCCUUAAAGAAAUAGAAAUUAUCCAAAUUAAGGACAAUACAUGGUCAGACCACUCCCUUCAGAUUCUCCAGUUAGGAAGGUCAAUACAGAAUUUGAUGAACUCUUGGAGAAUAGAUGAUUCUCUUUUUAAACUUAAGGUAAAUUUCAAUCUUAUAAUAGAAUUAUCUAGAUUCUACUGGAAUGAAAACCUUAACCAUGAUAUUUCGGAUUCCUCUUUGUGGGCAGCUUAUAAAGUAGUCAUUAGAGGAUAUCUUAUUAAAAUGGAAAAAAAAUUCUAAAAAAUUGUUGAAUAGGGACCUGGUGGACCUAAACAUAUUAUACUUCAAUACCUCUAAAUUGAAUAAGGAUCACCCAACGCCUCAACUUAGUGCAAGAUUAGUUGAACUCCAAAAACUUAUUAAUGUAAAAUUAGAGGAAAAAAUUAAAGUAACUAUUAAUAAAUUAAGAUUAAAUUCUUCUUAUCAAGGUAACAGGGCGAAUAAGAAAUUAACUACGAGGUUAAAAAAACAAAAUAUUACUAAUAGAGUCAAUAAACUCGUUGAAAAAAGGAAUAACAUAUUCCUCUCCAGAAACUAUUGGCCAAACAUUUAACGAAUUCUAUACUAAACUUUAUAAUCUCAACAUCGUUUCUGAUAGGACUGGAAUAAAACAGUACUUAAUAAAUACAAUUAUUCCUAAGGUUACUGACUUGGAAUUGGAUCAGGUUAAUUUUGAAAUUACAUUAGAUGAGGUGGAAAUACAGAUAGAUAAACUAGAACUCCUAAAGACACCUGGGCCGGAUGGAUUUAGCAAUGGUUUUUACAAAAUUAUGAAAAAAGAAAUCAGUAAGCCUCUUGUGGCCUUCUUUAAUGAAAUCUCUCUAAAGACCACAAUCCCAGAUGAAUUUUUACAAGCCAAUAUUCUCCCAAUUUUAAAAAUGGAUAAAGAUCCUACUGAUGUCAGAAAUUAUAGACCAAUUUCUUUAAUAAACACCGAUUUAAAAAAUCUAUGCAGCAAUUCUAGCAAAUAGACUAGGACUGUGUAUUGAGAAAUUGGUCCAUUCAGACCAGGUAGGAUUUGUUCAGGGCAGGUCUUCAGAUACCUGCACUAGGAGCAUCAUAGAUAUUCUUGAUCUUAUUGAGCGUCGGGAGAUCCCAUUUUUGGCCCUGUCACUGGAUGCAAAGAAAGCCUUUGACAGGGUCAGCUGGGGAUUCCUCAACGAGAUAUUAACCUCCUUUGGUUUCAUGGGUUGGAUGAUGCCAUAAUGGCCCUUUAUUCUAGACCCCAAGCUGGAACUAUAGGUGUUAAUAUUAUGUCCGAUUGGUUCAGUUUGAAGAACAGUACACGUCAGGGUUGCCCUUCAUCCCCCCUUUUGUAUAUUCUUACACUCGAGCCGCUUGCAAUUAAUAUUAGAAAUAACUCAAAUAUUGAGGGCUUUCUAAUAAAUAAAAAAAAACGGGAGGUAAAAAUAUUCGCAUAUGCCGAUGAUAUAUUAAUUACACUUACGGCCUUGGAAGCUUCAUUAAGUUUUUCUUAUGCAAACGACCAAUAUUCUAAAGUUUCUAAGUCAACUGCCAUAACUAUGAAUAUUGAUAAAUAUAGAUUAGAUGAACUAAAAUACCGUUUUGACUUUAGAUGGUCUGAUGGUAAUUUCACUUAUCUCGGCAUUACAAUUUCUUCCCAGGUUAGCAAAAUUAUGGAAAUAAAUGUCCUAAACCUUUUAAAAUAUACAAAUAUAAAGUUGAAAGAGUGGCGAAACUUAGAAAUGUCUUGGUCUGGUAGAAUAAACAUAAUCAAUUAAUUUAUCAUUCCUAAAUGGACAUAUUUAUUUAGAAUGAUACCUUUGGCUGUCCCAGACAGUUGGCUUACAAUGAUUCAGUCUAGUAUCCAACUCUAUAUCUGGCAAGGUAAAAAAACAAGAACCAGUAGGAAGGUGUUAUCGAGAAAAUACAACCAAGGAGGAUUGAACUAUCCAGAUAUUAGAACAUGCUACUUUUUAAAUAUUAUCACUCAUGUAUCUAAAUUUCAAGUCGAAUCCUUUAGAGAUGACGUUUGGUAUAAGAUUGAGUCAGAGGUUGCGAGUAAGGAUAGACUUGAAUUUUUCCUAUGGUUCAACAGUGGGGAAAAAAAUUUCAAACGACCUCAAUCAAAUAUCACUGGUUCUGUCACAAAUGGUUAGGGCUUGGGAUCUUGUAAAGAAGCUCUUGAAUAUUUCUAAUAGGGUUAUUAAUACAUAUCAUUUGGAGGUUUUAGAACAUAAUAUGCUGGAUAUAUCACUUCAAAAUUGGCCUAAGUCCCGUAGAUCUAUUAAAGAAAUUAUACAGAAUGACUUAAUAAUGUCUUUCCAAGAGAUACAAGUUAAAUUCUCUCUCCCUAAUAAAGAACUCUUUACCUAUCUUAGGAUAAAGAAUUUUCUUGGUUUAUCACUGCUGAAAUCUACCUGAGAAAGUUUAUUAUUUUAUUCAGAAGAUUUUUAAUUAUUCAAAAGUUAAAAAAGUUCUUUCAAAAUCUACUAAUUGAUUUCAAGCUUAGAUCAAGCUCCACUAAAUAAGAUAAAUGGAAAAAGGAAUUAGAGAUCGACUUUACUGAUAACGAUUGGUGUGCUACUCUUAUAGAUAUUCGAAAAAAUAUUCACUGCCUGAACAUAAUAGAAUGUCAGUAUAAGCUUAUGAAUAGAUGGUAUAUGACCCCAGAUAAAAUAAGUAAGAUGUAUCCUGAUCAAUUACCACAUUGUUGGCGAUGCGGAAGUUUAGAUGGGUCUCUCAUCCAUAUAAGGUGGUACUGUAACUUAGUUAAAUGCCUUUGGAACUGGUGUUUUGACGCGUUGAAUUCUUUGUUUAAUAUUUUAAUUGGAAAGGGCCCAGAUAUUGCUCUUCUGCAUUUAAACUGGAAUGUUUCGUCCUCUGUAUCUAAAUAUUUAAUAAUUCACUGCUUUUUAGCAGUUAAAAUUACAAUUGCAAGACAAUGGAAGUCUCGCUCAUUAUUCCAAAGGAGACAAUUUAAUGAUCAAUUAUUAUUCCAGCUUCGCAUAGAAAAGAUUUUAUGGGUUCCUCAUCCUAUUUUAUAGAUAAACAUCAACAUUUUGUUAAAUGGAUUGAGAUGUUAGAAAAUAUACAAUUACUGUUUGUUGACCUAUGAUAUAAUCCAACACCACAUGUACGAGAACCAUGUUUACAUCUGGAAUAUUUGACUGUAACUUAACAUAUUUGCUGAUUCUGUAUAGAGGUUCUAAUGUUAAUAAUUUAACAUUUGAUGCAGUAGUACUGUUUGCCAUACUUGAUUACAAUUAACCUCAUUAUCAAAUUUAUGUAAGCACUUGUCCUUUUAAUGUUUGAUUUUAUGUUGUCCAUUUUUGACAAUGAUCACAUUGCUAUAAGGAAAUCUCUAGAUCCAAAAUAGCGAUUAUUUUCAGGACUAUAGGUUCCCUUUAAAAGACGCAUUCUGCUAGGAAAAUGUUUGGAGUAUAUAUUCUAACAAGCCCAGAAUAAGAUCUUAUAAUUCACAUUUUGUGCUGUUAGAAUGUAACUUCUGAUCUGGUUAUUUGGACUUCGCCAAAUAAAUGCAUUGAUAAUUGAAACAGAUUAAACACUGAAUCAGAAUUAUUACAAUUUUACCUUGAAGAGAUGUAUACAGUUACCCAUAGAACAAAACUUUAAACCUGUGCAAUCAGCAGAAAUAUUGUUUCCAUGUUGAUUGCUUCUUCUUUUUUUUUUUUUAUAUAAACAUACCCCAACAAUUUCUAUCUCUACCACACCCGUGUGUGCCUCAAAGUUCUUUUUUAUGUGUAGCUCUGUUUGCAAUAUAACUAAAUCCACUGCUGUCCAUGACUUCUUCAUCUCUCGUUCAAUAGAUUUACUAGCCUUAACAGAAACCUGGCUCUCCCCCUCUGACACUGCCACCCCUGCAUCUUUGUCCUUCGGUGGUCUCCAUCUUACCCACAACCCAAGAAACUCUGAAUGUAAAGGUGGUGGUGUUGGGUUUCUCCUCUCCCCCACUGCUCUUUUAAAGCUCUUCCCACCCCCCCCCCCUUCCCUCUCUUUCCCGUCAUUUGAAAUACACUCAAUUCGCCUUUUCAAACCCUUCUUUGCUAACAUUGCUGUUAUUUACCGUCCCCCUGGUUCCCCUCUUCUCUUCCUUGACCACUUUGCUGCCUGGCUACCCUAUUUCCUCUCUUCUAACAUUCCAUCCCUAAUUCUCGGGGACUUCAAUAUUCCUAUUAACCCACCUUUGACCUCUGCAGCCAAUAAACUACUUUCAAUUACUUCCUCCCUCGGGCUAUCACAGUGGGCAAAUUCUCCCACCCAUGUAGCUGGCAAUACCCUUGACCUAAUCUUCACUUAUGCAUGUACUGUAUCUAAUAUCUGCAACACUCCGUAUCCACUCUCUGAUCACCACCUCUUAUCGUUUGCUCUCACGUACCCCCUCACCCAACAACCUCCGCCUAACCAGCCUCAACUCAGGAGGGACCUUAAUUCUCUUGAUCUCCAACAGUUGUCAGCUGACAUUGAUUCACAACUGCUGUCCAUCCCUUCCCUCUACUGUCCUUCACUGGCCAUCUCCAUAUAUAACUCUACUCUUACAUCUGCCUUGAACACUGCAGCGCCACUCCAAACAAGCACCUCAAGGAGGACCUGCCCCCAACCAUGUCAUACUAAAUCAACGCGCUACCUGCAAAGAUGAUCCCGUUGUGCUGAACGCUCCUGGAGGAAGUCUCGCACCCAGUCAGACUUUCCCCAUUAUAGAUUCAUAUUGUGUUCACACAGUGCAGCCCUUGCCCUUGCCAAACAGUCCUAUUUUUCCUCUCUCAUUAGUUCAUGUUCCCGCAACCCCAGGCAUCUCUUUGACACCUUUAAUUCUCUUCUUCGCCCCGCUGUGGCCACCCCCCAAACCAACCUUACUGCUGAUAACUUUGCAUGUUACUUCACUGACAAAAUUGAACAGCUAAGGAAAGAAUUCUCCCCUCCUUGCCUUUCUGUUUCUCAAUCACACAUAGAUCAUGCCUUUCCUACCCUUCAGACAUUCUCCCCAGCCACUGACCAAGAGGUGGCUGCUCUUCUUUGCUCCUCUCGCCCCACCACUUGCCUGCUCGAUCCUGUCCCAUCUCACCUUAUCAGAUCUCUCUCCACUUUUCUCGUGCCUUCUCUAACACACAUCUUCAACUGCUCGCUCUCUUCUGGCAUCAUCCCUGCUGACCUUAAACAUGCCACUGUAGUACCUAUACUUAAAAAAAACAUCCCUCGACCCGUCCACCCCCUCUAACUACCGUCCCAUAUCCCUGCUCCCUUUUUCCUCAAAGCUUCUGGAAAGACUUGUCUUUACCCGUGUGUCUCAUUUCCUCAAUUCCAACUCUCUCCUUGACCCCCUUCAAUCUGGCUUCCGCCCUCUCCACUCUACAGAGACUGCCCUUAUCAAAGUUACUAACGACCUAAUCGCAGCUAAAUCCAAAGGCCACUACUCCAUACUAAUUCUUCUUGACCUCUCAGCGGCCUUUGACACCGUUGAUCAUGCUCUCCUUCUUCAAACUCUGCAAUCGCUUGGUCUCUGUGACUCUGUCCUCUCAUGGUUUUCCUCUUAUCUCUCCCAACGCUCAUUCAGUGUCUCUUUUUCUAAUGAUACCUCCUCCCCUCGCCCUGUCUCGGUUGGAGUCCCCCAAGGCUCCGUCCUUGGUCCCCUUCUAUUUUCUCUUUAUACUGCCUCUCUUGGCAAACUUAUUACCUCAUUUGGUUUCCACUACCACCUGUACGCUGAUGACACCCAGCUAUAUCUCUCCUCCCCGGACCUCUCCCCUGCUGUCCUGCAACGUGUCACUGCUUGCCUUUCUUCCAUCUCUGACUGGAUGUCCUCCCGCUUUCUGAAACUCAAUCUCUCAAAAACUGAGCUCCUUGUCUUUCCUCCUCCUAAUACUGAUCCUCCUCUUUCGCUCUCCCUUCAAGUCUGUGGUACCAACAUCAGCCCAUCCUUGCAAGCGCGCUGUCUUGGCGUCAUACUUGACUCUGGUCUCACCUUUGAGCCUCACAUCCAGCAUGUUGCCAAAUCCUGUAGAUUCCAUCUUAAAAACAUAGCCCGCAUCCGCCCCUUUCUUGCACCAGAUACUACCAAGGAGCUUGUCCAUGCUCUAGUAAUUUCCCGCAUGGAUUAUUGUAACCCUCUCCUGCUUGGUCUUCCCAAAAGCCGUACUGCACCCCUACAGUCUGUAAUGAACGCUGCUGCUAGACUGAUUUUCCUCUCUAGUCGGUUCUCUCACACCUCACCCCUCUGCCAGUCCUUACAUUGGCUUCCUGUGUGCUAUAGGAGUCAAUUCAAGGCACUAACUCACACCUAUAAAGCACUGAACAACUCUAGCCCCUCUUAUAUCUCCUCACAGAUCCAUAGGUAUGUCCCUUCUCGGUGUCUCCGCUCUGCCCGUGACCACCUCCUGUCCAUUGUCCGCACCCGUACGGCCAACUCGCGCUUGCAGGACUUCUCGCGGGCACCUUCCUAUGGAAUAGCCUGCUUCCAGCCAUCAGACUCUCCCCUAAUCUUGCAUCUUUUAAGAAGUGCCUUAAAACCCAUCUCUUUAGGAAAGCUUAUGGCCUCCAAGACUAACCCCUACCUCAAAUACCUGUCUCUUGCCCUCUCCUAAAGGGCAGCCCACCUAAUUUGAUUGCAAAUUCCUGUCCUAAUGUGUUUUACACCCCACCUCCUAUAGAAUGUAAGCUCGAUUGAGCAGGGUCCUCUUCAACCUAUUGUUCCUGUGAGUUUUUUGUAAUUGUCCUAUUUAUAGUUAAAUCCCCUCUCAUAAUAUUGUAAAGCGCUACGGAAUCUGUUGGCGCUAUAUAAAUGGCAAUAAUAAUAAUAGUUGACCAUGUUUUUUGUUUUUGUUUUUUUUUUCUGAUCCUUUCUAAUGUGCCACCCUUCCAGUUUUAAUGUUUUUUUUUGUUUAUGAUUUAAUGAUCUGACUGUUCAUUGGCUGCAGAGUACCUUGAUUGACAGUGAAGGUCUCGAAAAUACCAAAUUACAAUAAUCCACAAUUUUGAAAAGUGAAAGCUGCUGCACAUCUCUUUACUUAUCUAGGUUUUACCUGCUGAACUAGAAAUAACAGAACUUAGGGAAGAUCUGCAACUUUGUGCCUGAACUCUGCAAGUUCAUGUUUACCUUCUCACAGCCAGCCCUAUAGGAUGGGGCCUGCGAACUAAAGAGGGGAGGGCAACAUAAUGUGGGCAAUGGGGGGACAAAAACAAAACUAUUGUAAUGAUGGUGGAAAGCUUGCUCCCCCCUUCCUACCUGUGACCAGCAGGUUGUAGCUACCAGUGGGACUCUAAAUAGCUAAACCCCUCUGCCCCAGGUGGCUAGGAGUCCCCAAUCCAAGCCCCUUAACCCCUUAAGGACCAAACUUCUGGAGUAAAAGGGAAUCAUGACAUGUCAGACAUGUCAUGUGUCCUUAAAGGACCACUAUAGUGCCAGGAAAACAUACUCGUUUUCCUGGUACUAUAGUGCCCUGAGGGUGCCCCCACCCUCAGGGUCCCCCUCCCGCUGGGCUCUGGGGAGGGGAAGGGGUUAAACUUACCUCUUUCUCCAGCGUCGGGCAGGGAGCUCUCCUCCUCCUCUCCGCCUCUUCUCCUCCUCUUCGGCUGAAUGCGCAUGCGCGGCAGAAGCUUCGCGCGCAUUCAGCCAGUCUCAUAGAAAAGCAUUUACAAUUUACAAUGCUUUCCUAUGGACGCUUGCGUCUUCUCACUGUGAUUUUUCACAGUGAGAAUCGUGGAAGCGCCUUUAGCGGCUGUCAAGGAGACAGCCACUACAGGCUGGAUUAACCCAUUUAUAAACAUAGCAGUUUCUCUGAAAAAAAAAAAAAAGGGUUAACCCUAGCUGGACCAGGCACCCAGACCACUUCAUUAAGCUGAAGUGGUCUGGGUGCCUAUAGUGGUCCUUUUUAAGGGGUUAAAAAUAAUGAAAAUAUUAAAAAAAAAUAAUAAUCCAAAAACAUGACAUAAUAAAAUUAAUCCAUCUUUGCCUCAAGAGGGCUCACCUCAGACUGAGCUCUCAUAAUGGGGAGAUCACUUAUACAGGCUUUCCCACAUUAUAUCCGCUAUUGCAUCAUGUGGAGAAAUCUCCCACACUAUGCAAUGUGAGCAAGAGCGCUCUGAUAGGUUGGUUAAUAAGGUGGUUUGAGAGAAGUGAUACCUGGGAAUGCACAAGAAUUGCCAUUGUGCUCAUAAUUUGGUGAUUUUUCACUGGUAUUUGUGCACCUGGAUAAAACUCAGUCUUUAGUGUAUAACCUCGUCAUUCAAUUAAGUACAGUGAAUUAGCGAGGAAGCCCCAUGUUCUGUUCCGAGGAUAAAAAGCUAAGCGUGCAUUCAUUAAACUGUUAGCAAUUUAGUGUUGAUUUCAAAAUUAAUUGAUUAUUUGGCUGGAAAAUGAAUAGUUAAAUAAAAGUAAUUUGUUUGUUUUUUUCCCCCUUAGCCCAGCAAUGGAUAUCCCUUAUCAUACUGAUGCAGAGAAGAAGAGGCUUCUGUCAUUAUACCAGUAUCUACACAGCAAGGCACACUGCAGUUCCCACCCCCUCAUUACCAUUUACCACGUGGGAUCCAAGGAGAACAUUCUUGCCUGGGUAAGUCUUAGUAAACGGAAUGUAUUCUCGCACAUAAGAUAAAAUAUAUAUAAUACUACAGCGCUGUGGAAUAUGUUGGUACUAUAUGAUUACUAUGGAAACUCCUUAUAAUGUCUGUGUCUUUUUUCUCUACUGGCAGGUUACAGAAGCAUUCGAACUAUAUGUCUGUUUUAGCCCAUUGGGGACAAAAUCUUCAGCCGUGAGUGGAGUCACUCGUCUUCUUCGCUGGAUUCGCAAGGAAGAAGAGCGACUUUUCAUCCUUAAUUCCCUCACCUACUAAAACCAUAGCCAAUGCGACUGUGAGCCAUGUAAAUAUGCUACAGCAGGUGUUUUAACAAGUACCAGUAUCCAUUGCACCCUGAACAUCCAAUUCCAACAUCGCAUUAUUUGGGUGAAGCAAUAUUUUCAGCUCAUCUCGCCAUAUGGGAAUUUUUUUGUUGUUCUAUUAGAACUUUCAGGCCACCGCGUUAUUUGGUAUAAUAGGGAUUUGGAUUUCAUUUUAGAAACAACUGUACAGUUUCUUUUAUAUUGGAGUGUGUACUCUAAUCUAAGAACAGAAAACGUUGGUUAUAGGAAAGAUAAAACAAAACACUAAGUGUAUCUUAAACCUGCUUAAUGUGCAAUCAUUAUUUUAUAUUUCUAAUAUGCAUUAAAAGAAAUUCAUAUCAAACAAAAUUAAUUAAACAAAAAAAAUCACGAAAACCUCACUUCUUCAAGAAGGCAUGACAAUUAACCUGUUUAUACGUUCUCGCCCCCGCCACACUAAUCCACUUGUUUCCUUUCCUGUAACUGCGUCAUCUAAAAAAUGAAGACUUCAUUGUAAAUUCUUCUAACUACCUACUUUUACCGUACAUGAAAUACAUCUUACUACUCUUACCUCUUUGUCGACUGAAUGUAAUCUCGUUUAGGCAGGGCUUUCAACACUUGCUGUUCCCAAAUGCCCCCUUGUCUUCUUGCUAAUACUUACUUGUCAGUCCACAAAUUUUACAGCAAUGCAGCAUAUUUUGGCAUUUUAUAAGUAAUAAUGGGUCUUAGAGUGUCCCUUUUUGAAGUAUCUCUGCUUAUUUGCAUGUAUGAGGAGGUGAUGACAGG
Molecule: messenger RNA, 25791 nt
Organism: Pelobates cultripes (western spadefoot toad)
Lineage: Eukaryota; Metazoa; Chordata; Amphibia; Anura; Pelobatidae
Source: the annotation of a GenBank genome assembly